UUUGGAUCCCGUUCUGAUGGAUUGUUGUUAUGGCUACAAUGCCAUCGUCUCUUUCAAGGGCUCCUUUCUGUCCCCCACCCCCAUGGGCCAGCUGUUGUAUACAGAAAUAUGUGACACUGAAUGAAAUUUUGGAAUUGGCAGGGCUCAUUUUGUUGGUAUCCGAGCUUGAAGAAGAGAGCCUUUACUGCAAAGAGUGCUUGGUGGAAACAGAUGAUGGGCGCUGCUUGAUUACUGCUGGCACAUGUAAGGCUGCUGAAACAUGCAUGACAAUCAUGAUUUACGCAGAAAAAGAGGUGAAAUUCCGUGUCUACGGCUGUUUUGUGUCUGAUCACUAUCACUGUGGGAUGAGAAAGAAGACGGGUGGCCAUACAUUAAAUGUCCGGUGCUGUGCAGGCAGGCAUCUAUGCAACAAAAAAUUCCAUUUCUGAUUGCUGUUUACGGUGUACACCCUUCUUCACUUUGCAAAGUCUGCAGAAUCAGAGCUUCGAAUGCCACUUUUAAAAGCAGGAUUUUUUUUCAUGUUUCUAGAAUUAUCAUU
Molecule: messenger RNA, 538 nt
Organism: Pogona vitticeps (central bearded dragon)
Lineage: Eukaryota; Metazoa; Chordata; Lepidosauria; Squamata; Agamidae
Source: RefSeq, a predicted model, not a curated record